Messenger RNA from Carya illinoinensis, 3041 nucleotides. RefSeq names its product G-type lectin S-receptor-like serine/threonine-protein kinase CES101. The record is from RefSeq and is a predicted model, not a curated record. Gene Ontology annotation, biological process: protein phosphorylation. Gene Ontology annotation, molecular function: ATP binding; protein serine/threonine kinase activity. Bases 76 to 2523 code for a protein of 815 amino acids. The transcript is spliced from 8 exons. Lineage: Eukaryota; Viridiplantae; Streptophyta; Magnoliopsida; Fagales; Juglandaceae.
UAUGAGCAACUUGAGAUGGAGCAUUGUCUCAUUCAGUAGCAAAGUCAAAGCGAUAAAAUAAAUCUAUUUCGGAACAUGGCUAGCCUGAAAUCCCUUUUACCUCCGGAGUUUCUUCUUUUCAUUUUGUCAUGGUGGUGCCUUUGGGGGGAACGACUUGCUCAUGUUCAGGCAAAAUCCACCCUCAAACCUGGCGAGGCGCUUCGUUACCCGGACCAGUUGGUUUCGGCUGAUGGGAGAUUCCGACUGGGCUUUUUCACAUUCAGCAGUCCGGAUGUUUCGGAUGUCGGCUAUUUGGGAAUAUGGUACUCCGAUGAUGCUUACAACACCAAAUUAUGGGUUGCGAACCGAGACAGGCCUAUAUCUGUCAGUACAGGAAAUCUCACAAUGGAGGCAGACGGCCAAUUGAGAAUUGUGAAUAGUGGAGGGAGUCCAAUUCCGUUGAAUUCUAAACAAACAGCACCAAACUCAACCGCUACCCUAGAUAACUCGGGGAACUUCAUCGUGAAAGAUUUGAAUCCUGAUGGGUCUACAAAAAGGAUCUUAUGGGAAAGCUUUGAUUAUCCGACAGACACACUUCUGCCCGGGAUGAAACUCGGUAUCAACAAUAUAACAGGGAAAGAAUGGAAACUUACUUCGUGGCUAUCCGAACAAGUCGCCGCCCCCGGAGGCUUUUCUCUCGAAUGGAGUCCCGCCAACGGGACGAGACAAUUAGUAAUGAGACACAGAGGGAAUAUGUACUGGCUCAGCGGGGUUGGAAGUGAAUCCGACUUUCAGAAUCUUGGUUAUAAGAUGACUUUAGAUAAUGUCUACUACAAUUUUAGCUAUAUUUUUAAUGAGAACGAGAGUUAUUUCAGUUAUUCUGUUCCGAACGGGAGAAUUUCGAGGCUCGUCUUGAGCUCAGAUGGGAUGCUUACAGAUAAUCCAAAACCUAUUUAUGUGACAAGAGGUAUGUGUUUCGGUUACUCCUUGGAACCCGGUUGUGUGCAGCAGAAUUCACCCGCCUGCAGGACUAGCAGUCAAAAAUUUGAACAGCGAUCGGUUCAAUUUCUAGGCCCACGAGCGUCUCAAUGGGACGACAAUUCGAACACCAGUAUUGGUGAUUGCUGGACUAAAUGCUGGAGCAAUUGUUCCUGCGUUGGUUUUGAUUCAUAUUCAGGAAAUGGAACUGGAUGCCUAUUUCAUGAAAGCGGUCAAUUUGUGGAAGAAAACACUGGCAUUAAUGCUCAAAAUAUCUAUGUUCUUAUUACGCCUAAAACACCAGCAAAAAAAUGGUGGAUAUGGAUCAUUGUAGCUGUAGUGGCUGUUCUUGCUGCAGUGAUCUUGGGAUGCUUAUACUUUUUGAGGAAGAAAAAACUACGACGAGAUCAAGAAAGCAAUCAGGAAGUUGCUUUACUAUUUGGAGACACAAAAGAGGCUAGCAAUGAUGGGAAGAAAGGUCAUGAUGUGAAAGUAUUCAGUUUUCCUUCCAUUGUCGCUGCUACGGAGAAUUUUAGCACCGAAAAUAAAUUAGGACAGGGUGGCUUUGGUCCUGUAUACAAAGGAAAAUUACCUGAGGGGCAGGAGAUAGCUGUUAAGAGACUUUCGAGGAGUUCGGGACAAGGAUUGGUGGAGUUCAAGAAUGAGCUUAUACUCAUUGCAAAACUGCAACACAUGAAUCUCGUUAGACUUUUGGGUUGUUGUGUUGAAGGAGAUGAAAAGAUGUUGAUCUAUGAAUAUAUGCCCAAUAAAAGCUUGGACUUCUUUCUUUUUGAUCCAAAGAAAAGGGGGCUUUUGGAUUGGAAGCAACGUCGUAACAUCAUUGAAGGCAUUGCUCAAGGGCUUCUUUAUUUGCAUAGAUAUUCUAGACUAAGAAUUAUUCAUAGAGAUUUGAAAGCAAGCAACAUCCUGCUUGAUAACGAUAUGAACCCCAAAAUAUCAGAUUUUGGCAUGGCCAGAGUUUUUGGCCGAAAUGCUGCUGACGCAAUUACACAGAGAGUAGUGGGAACAUAUGGUUAUAUGUCGCCGGAGUAUGCCAUGGGAGGUAAUUUUUCAGAGAAGUCAGAUGUGUACAGUUUUGGAGUUCUGAUGUUGGAGAUUGUGAGCGGGCAGAAGAGCAGUGGCAUUUAUAAUCCUGAACAUCACCUGAGCUUAGUGGGAUAUGCUUGGGAAUUAUGGAGAGAAGGUAAAGGCUUGGAGCUAAUGGACUCAAGUCUGGUUGAAUCCCAUUCUGAGCACCAAAUCUUAAGAUGCAUCCAUGUGGGUCUCUUGUGCGUACAAGAGUUUGCAGUGGAUAGGCCUACCAUGUCUGAUGUUAUUUCUAUGCUUUCCAAUGAAUCUCUUCCUCUUCCUAUUCCAAAGCAAGCAGCAUUUUCCACACAAAGACAGUUGACGGAGACAGGUUUACUCAGCGGAGAAAAAGAAAGUAUUCCAGCUUCGGCCACUAUUACCAUUUCCGAGAUGGAUCCCCGCAGAGGAUUCAAGCCAGCAAGGAUCUCUCUAAGACAUAGCAACUUGCUGAAGAAAAUGAAAGGAAACGUUAUUUAGCCUUGCGGAAAGCAGAAAAGGAAGGGGGGAAAAGAGCAAGGGAAUGAAGGGAUAAAGUUCUACGGAAACUAGAACAGGAUAAGGUGCUUUAAAAUUUUGGCCACAUUUCAUUAUGCUAAUUAAAAUUAUGCAAAGAUGAACUUUUAAGAUUAGUAAAUUGUAUUUGGUAGAUUUCAAUCAUAGUCUUUAAAAGCCAUUCACCUAGGGUCUCUCCAUUUCUUUUUAGAGAGAUUAACUCCUGUUUCUAACGUUCAGCAACAUUAAUUAUCACUGCAAAACAUUUUUGGGCAUAACCAAGAAUAAGUAAUGGGAAACAUUGGUGUACGUUGUGUAAAUCUACACACUGUUGAAGUUGUGCUAGUUGGGAAAUUCAAGAUCGAUGUUUUCAAAAUAGAUGGGCAUCUGGAUAAAUUGUGAUUUAUCAUUGUACUAGAGUAGAUGCCUGGAGUUCAAACCAUGUCUACAUGUUAUCUCUCUCGUUCAGUUUAGGAAUUUUUAUGUAUGAAGCCUCACUUGCU